Dioscorea cayenensis subsp. rotundata (Guinea yam) is the source of this 1214-nucleotide messenger RNA. RefSeq lists its product as uncharacterized. The transcript has 5 exons. NCBI's taxonomy places the organism in Eukaryota, Viridiplantae, Streptophyta, Magnoliopsida, Dioscoreales, Dioscoreaceae. Bases 95 to 940 code for a protein of 281 amino acids. The record is from RefSeq and is a predicted model, not a curated record.
AGUUGAAGCUGAGAAGCAGCAUUCCAUUUCAUUGUGCAUUCCAUGCUCUUGCUUGAUUUCAAGAAGAACAGAGGAAAAUUCAAGCAGUGCUGAAAUGUUGAAGGAUAAGAAUUAUAAUAAAUUCAAGAACGUUCAAGCAGAUCCUGAUGAGGUUUGUAUUGAUCCUCUCUAUAGAACUUUUCUUGAAAAUGUUAAGGAAGAUGGGAACUCAUAUGUGUUCGAGAUGAAGGAUGGCGAUCACAGUUUUCCUGCUUUUGUCAAAUAUGAAAAAGAAUAUGCAGAAUCUGCUAAGAUCAAAUUGGAAUCUGAUAUACAUUUUAAGGAGAAAGGAAUAUAUGGGAAUGAAAAAGGACCAACAAGUAAAAGAAACUGUCUAAAGUCGAGUAAGCGAAGUUGUAGUUCUUCUGAUCCGAAAAGCCAACUUGAAAUUGGAAAGCCUUUGGUGGAUGAAUGUCUCCAGACAUUUGUAGACCAUUCCAAUUUUGGUGAUAAAUCAAAUUUUCCAGAAUACAAACCCUCUAGGGCCAUCAGAUAUGAAGCAAAAAAAGAAACAUUAGUUGCAUCAACAAGACCAUCGACCAAAGCUGCUCGUAAUCAUCAACAUGGAAAGACCUACAGGAAGGACUACAAGCCAGAUGACUUCAAAAGAAAGCUUAUGAUUGUCCUCAAUAAACCAUAUAAUCACAAUGAACACCAAAUACUAUUGAGGGAGGCAGCUGAACGCAAACCAUUGUGCAAAGUGAAAAACCUGCGUAGUAUAACCAUAUCAUAUGCAACAGAGCAAUUGUCCAACUCAUAUCUUGAUUAUUAUCCAGAUCUUGCAAAGCAAAUUGAAUCUGCUAAUUCUGAGAAGGCAUUGAUCCUCCUCCGUGGGUUUUUCUUCUGGUUAAAGAACUUGUGUCAUGAAGGAGCAUACAGACCCUGGUCUCAUCACUCUUGAUUCUUCGGUUGUGAGAAAGUGACCUUCAACUACUUCAGGUCAGCACUACUGCACAAGUGAACAAUGAAAAUGAAAUCCUCGGUGAUGGUCAUAUAGUUGUCUUCAUUUGUUGUGAAAUGUUGCUGAGUUAAUGUCAAAGCUUUUCAGUCAUCAUUGUGUGAGUUCAUCAUUCUCAGUUUGUCUAAAUACGAUCACAUUGUGCCUCGUAAAUUUUGUGGCUUCUGAGCUACUUUGAUGACUUGCCAUCAUUUAAUUUUGAGAACUCUCCAUUCAU